UUACAAAAACAGAUAAACGAACAAAAGCAUUAUUGAACAAUUUACUCAAACUACUUUGUAUUAUAUAAUUAUUGAUAUAUGUGAAUGUGUUUGUGGUGAUUUUUGUUGAAAAUUAAAUUAUCAAUAGUGAUUAAAACAAUCAAUAAAAUGAAGGCUUUCACUCGAAGAUACAUGAAUUGUCAUUCAUUCAUUUGGUUAUGGAAUUAUAUUAUACUGUUUUAUUUCAUAUGUAACAACAUCUCAGGAAAUAAGGCAAUAAUUGUCAAUAGUCCACUUCUUGACAAUAUCAAAUUAGUUGAUGGCAAUCAAUUGGCUUAUGUUUUGUUGAAUACAAAUGAUUAUUACAAUCACCACCAUCAUCAUCAUCCUCAUCGUCAUCAACAUCAUCAUCUUAUGGCAAAAUCUGUCAUUGGCUCACCUUAUUUAAAUAUUGAUCCUGUUGGAUUACCUGAAAGUAUUGAAUUUCCAAUUGAACCAAUUAGUGGAUUGAUUUUAACACCGGAACAAUUCAAUCAACAAUUAAAUGAUUCGAAUAUACUUGAAUGUCCAUGGAAUUUGACAGCAUGUGUUUCAGGCCAAUUUACAAUUCAAUUUGAUUUAUUACCUAAACAAUCCAUAGAAAAUUCCAAAACACAUAUUGUCAGUUUUUUAACAAAAUAUUUCACUAACCAACAACAAACUAUACCUUGCAUACUUGAAUGUUAUAUUCUCAAUGGAGAACACUUAUUGAUCACAUGGCGUCAAUUAUCUAAUCAACAAAUAAAUGAUUCACAAGUUUACACAAUCAUUUCAUUGAAAACCAAUCAUUGGAAUUCCAUUGAAAUUACAGUAAAGUUAAGAGAGAAUCAACUCGUUGUCAGUAGUAGCAAUAAUAAUAAUCAUAACAGUAGUAGCAAUCAACACAUCUCACAGCCAUUGAAUACAAUUGAAAUGAGCAUAUUCAAACAAUUUAUUGGUUUCCUGUUUGGACAAGCCACACAAUUACAAUUCGCUAAUAAUGAUAAUCACCAACCGAUUAUUGAUUUUUCAAUAAAACAUUUUCACAUUUCCACACCGGAUACAAUUAAAUUUCAUCGUAUACCACGCAAUUUAAAUAAUCGUUUCGACGAGAUACCAACCAAUCCGAUUAAAUAUAUUUCAUCAGUAAAUUUUCCUGAAGGAAGUUUUGUACGUUAUGAUUUUUUAAAUCGAUUGCAGAGAACCGUAGAAGAAGAAGUGUUAACUAUUAAUUUUACAUUACCAUAUGGUGUGACUUCUGGUUUAUUAUGGUUUAGUGAAAGUAAUCAGUCGAAAAGUUAUGUGUAUAUUAAAAAUUCAUUACUUUAUUACAUUUAUGCAAUAACCGAUCAAACUGGUAAAGCACAACGUACAGUAACUGAAGAGAUAUUUUUAAAUUCAUCAUUAAUACCGGAAAAACCACAAGUUCUUCAACUUAUACGAGAUCGUGAUAAUCUGACAAUUACACUUGAUCAUCGUAGUCAAGCGAGUAGAUCAAUUGCUGGUCGAGCACCUUUAGUGUCAACUGAUGGAAAAGUUUAUCUUGGUGGAUCAGUUAAUCCUAUUAAAGAUACUGAAGGUAAAGUGGAUAGAACUUUUGAAGGACGAAUUACAAAGGCUGAAAUUACAAGAAAAGGUGAUCAAGAUGUCAAUCUGUUGAAUGUGUUAGUUGAUCCAAGCUGGAAAAAUUCUAUUCAACCAACUGGUAUAACAGAUGUUCGAUUUCGUUUACCUAAAGCACAACUUAUUAUUGGACCGACUUCAUCGAAUAAACGUUUUACUUCAUUAGAAUCAGAAUUUUCACGUACACCAGUACCAAUCACAUUUAUGGGUACAGAUGAUUCGAUUGUACGAUUUGAUACGUGGAAUUUUGAAUUAUAUCGAUCAUUUGAAAUUAAAUUUUCCACAUAUGAACCAAAUGGAAUUUUAUUCUUUGUUGGACCAGAUCAAGAACAUCGAGAUUUUGUUUGUGUUGAAUUAUUCGAUGGAAAUGUGUAUUUUGUUUAUGCCGUCGGUGGACAUUAUAAGCAUAUACGAUUGAAUCCACCAAAAACUGUUGUUAAUGAUGGAGGUAUUUAUGGUGUAUAUGUAUCACGUAAUGCACAGCAUAGAUUUACUGUAAAAUUCAAUAACCAACAGGUCGAUGUGGAAGAAGGUAAAGAAGCUCACCAAGCUGCCUUUGCUACUUAUACUUAUAUCGGAAGUAUUGAUAAUGUGGGUCGUUUACCAUGGCAUGUUUGGUCACGUGAAAAUUUCGCUGGUUGUAUUCAUUCGAUUUUAGUCAAUGACAAUAGUUAUUUAGAUGUUUCAUCUCGAAUGAUUCAACAUACUGAUAUUGGUAAAGGUAUUCGUUUAGGACAAUGUGAAAUACCGAAACAACGUUGUAAUGAAAAAAUUUGCGGUGGUGGACGUUGUUCCAGGCGUUCAUAUCCAUUUUUGGAAGAAUUAAAUUUUGCUUGUGAUUGUAGUGAAUCAGAUAAAACAUUUCCAGAGAAAACAAUGGAUAUUCGACGAUCUGUUGGUUGUGAUCGAGAUGCUCCAAUUCUUGAAAUGGAUGGUGAUAUGGUUUAUGUGAUUGAUUUUGAAGAACAAAUCAAUAAAUUGAUUACACAUACCGAUGAUAUCAGUUUACAAUUUAAAACAGACACUGCUAUCCAUGGACCAUCUAAUUAUUUACCAUUGUUUUAUUCAGUUUCACGUGCUGAUAAAUCAUAUUUUCGAGUAGAUUUAAUUAAUGGACAAAUACGUGUUCAAACAAAUAUUAAUCAUAAAGGAAAAUUAAAUACAUUUGAAGAAUUCUUUCUUCCAAGUGGUACAUUGAAUGAUAAUCGUUGGCAUACAUUACAUAUUGCACGUCGAGCUGAUUAUAUUGUUAUCUCAGUUGACAGAGCAUCAAUAACUGGGAAAAUUCCUCUACUUGAUCCACAUGAUACAUUCCAGUUGAUAGCACAACAAAUUUAUUUAGGUAGUGCUGGACCAUUGAAUUUUGGUUAUUAUCAAGAUGUUGAAACCAAAAAAAUCAUACUACCACCUGGACCAAGAUUUAUUGGUGAAUUUAGAAAUUUCUAUUGGAAUCAAUAUGAUUUGAUUGGUACAAAAAAUUUCCCAACUAAAUAUACAUCACAUUUAUUGAAUCCACCAGCAAUUAAACAUAAAUUCCCAAUUUGGCCAAGACAACAAACUUAUGCAAUCACAUGUAAAUCCGGUCUAAUCUAUGCCCAUAUGAAUAAACCGAUUACAAUGAAAAAUGGCGGUGACACAUGGUUAAUUGAAUUUAAAACCAAUUAUGAUGGAAUAUUGUUUCGAGCGCGUGAUAUAAAUAAUCCUAGUGGAAUACAUAUUACAGCUAUGAUACUUGGUGGUCGUAUACAUAUUAUCUAUUCAAUACAUGAUCAACAAGGUGUUUAUCAAAUAAGCUCUGGUCCAGGUGCAGAUAAUGUUGCUGAUGGUAACUGGCAUCGUCUUGCAAUUACUUUAAGAAAAUACAAUAAAGAGAUUAUUGCUUAUCUUGAUGGUUAUUCCAAUGAGUAUUUAGUUGGUAAAAAUCUACGUGUUGAUUUAUUCACUGAAUUUGAUAUAUUUUUCGGUGGUCUACCAGAACAUGAAUGGUCAAUAUUAUUGAAUUUAUUACGUCGUUAUGCUUUAUCCUCAUUAGAACGAAGUGAAGUGAAAGAUGGGCAACAACCAUCAUUAACUGGUUGUAUUGGAACAUUUAAUAUAAGAGCAAAUAAUUUUACUGAAAAUUUAUUAAAAUUAUAUGAUAGUUAUUUAACUGCUUAUCCAUCCAAUGAAUUAGUACGUGGUUAUUGUUUAGAUUUAAAACGUUGCUCACCUUCAUAUUGUCAUCAUGGAGGAAUUUGUCGACAAAUAUCCGAUAAUGAAAUUCAAUGUAUAUGUACUGGGACUGGUCAUGAAGGACCUAGAUGUACAAAUCCUAUACGUGAAUGUCCACCAGGUUAUUGUAGAAAUAAUGGACGUUGCCAAAUGAUUAAUGGUCAACCAGUGUGUGAUUGUACAAAUACAGGUUAUACUGGAACAAUGUGUGAAAUUAGCCCAUGUAAUACUGGAACAUAUUGUGAAAAUAAUGGACGAUGUUAUAUGGUUGGUUCAGUGGCUACAUGUGAUUGUAAAGGAACUGGUUACACUGGACCAAGAUGCCGUGAUUCCAUAUGUACACCGGGUUAUUGUGGUUCUGGUGGUGUAUGUACAGUAGAUCCACGUACACAACAACCAAUAUGUAAUUGUCGUGGUACUGGUUAUACUGGUGCACGUUGUGAAACACGUAUAUGUCCAGUUAAUUAUUGUGAAAAUUAUGGUGAAUGUAAAGUUGGUCCUGAUGAUCGUCCAAUAUGUGAUUGUUCUAGAACUAAUUAUGCUGGUCCAACAUGUAAUAUACCUUUGUGUCCACCAAAUUAUUGUACUGGACAUGGUAUUUGUGUUGUACGUCAAAGAAAUCCAACAUGUGAUUGUUAUCCAGGUUAUAAAGGAUCAAGAUGUGAAAUUGAAGUAUGUCCAUUAAAUUAUUGUAUGAAUGGUGGUACAUGUUAUCCUGGACAAGAUCAUCGUCCCCAUUGUACAUGUCCAGUGAAUUUUGAAGGUGAACAAUGUGAAUUACGUAAAUUAUGUCCACCGGAUUAUUGUUUACAUGGUGGACGUUGUACCAUGAAUCGAGGUAUACCAAAAUGUGAUUGUUUAGGUACAGAUUAUAAAGGGAUACAAUGUGAAAUUCCUGAAACUUGUCCAAUUGGUUAUUGUCAAAAUAAUGGUAUUUGUUCUGUGAAAAGCGGUAGUUAUGUAUGUGAUUGUACUGGUACAGGUUAUCGUGGACGUACAUGUACUGAACCGGUUACAUGUCCAGCAAAUUAUUGUCAGAAUGGUGGUAUUUGUUCAGUUCUACCAGGAAAUGUUUAUCGAUGUGAUUGUUCAAUGACAGCACGUACUGGAACACAUUGUGAUUCUAGUGCUAAUGGUAUUCAUAUUGGUUAUGAAAAAGAUGGUUAUCUUAUAUACAAUUUAAUACCAUCUAUACGUACAAUUGAAGAUAAUGUAACAUUUGGUUUUAAAACUUACAUGAAUUCUGGUACAUUAGUGACAUUUUUAACAUCCGAUGGAAAAUAUUGGGCUAUAAAAUUACGUGAUGGUCGAAUUGUUGUUGAUACAGGGGGAAAAAUUACUCAUGAUUUUGGUAUGCGAUCCAAUGAUGGAAAUUAUCAUUUAAUAAAUAUUCAACGUAAAGGACGUACAAUGAUUGUGACACAAGAUGGUGAAGUAUUACGAUUAUCAUUACAAGAUUUAGUUAAUCCAUUCGACAACAGUCUCACUUACAAUACAAUUCAUGUAGCUGUAGAUGAAAAGAAAUCUGAUAUAUUCCGUGGAGUAAUUGGAGGAUUACAUUGGAAUGGACGAUAUCCAAUUGAUGAUUUAAAUGGACGUAUUGUUACAUCAACUGGGACAGUGACAAUUGUACCGACACCAAGUUUUCAAAUCUAUCCACCAAGACCACAACCAGAAUGUUUACCUGAUUAUUGUUCAAAUGGUGGACGAUGUUAUGCAGAAAAUUAUCAGCGUAAAUGUGAUUGUCGUUAUACAGCAUACAAUGGUGCAAGAUGUGAAAGACAAUCUCGUGGUUUUAUGCCACAAACACCAGAUAAUGGAGCUUAUAUCAUUUAUCAAAUUCAACCAUUAAAUCGAACAAAUCGUGAUCAAUUAAGAGUUGCUUUUCAAACAUGGUCUAAUGAUGGUCCAAUUGUGCGUGUUGUACAAACUGAUGGUUCAUACUAUGAAGUUUAUUUACGUAAUGGAAAAUUGUACACUGAUAUUAAUGGUCAAGAAUUUAUUCUUAGUCGUCCAUCACAAGUAUUCAAUGAUGCUCGUAUGCAUGUGAUUACAUUGGAUCGAGAUAAAGGAACAUUUAAUUUCACUAUAGAUGGACAUCAAACAUCACAUUAUGUACCUGGUAUUGUUUCUGUUGACGGUUCAUUAAUAUCACAAGAGAUCAUUCUUGGUGCUGAUCGAAAUUAUCAAAAUACUUUCAAAGGUGUAAUUGGUGCUUUCUACUGGAACGGACAAUAUUUAAUUAAUCAAAUUGGUUCACUCAUACCAAAUACUAAAGUCAUGGUUGCUCCAGGUAGAAAUGUUGCAAAAAGUAUGGAUGAAAUAGUUGUGGUACUUAUGCCUGAAUUAUUAAAACCAAUUAAACCAAGCAUUCCUGAUACUAAACCUUUACCGGAAGUUCUACCUGAUGGUAUAAUAGCAGCUGGUGUUGUUAUGCCUGGUCUAGGCACUGGGAAUGCAGAUCAUGGAGGUGAAAUUUUUAUCUCUGAUGGUAAUACUUAUGGUGCUGGUGCAACUGGUAUCAAUGCAGGCACUGGAUUAAUUCUUUCACAAGCUGGUGGUCUGUUUGGUUUAGGAGGUGCUAUGGUUGAUGCUCUGUUAGCUGGAUUACUUUUAGCAUUGUUAUUAUUAAUUUCUGCUUUAAUAUGGGCAUGUUGGAGAUGUAAACCUGGAUGUUGUGGUUGGUGUACAGGUAAAUCAGAUGGAUUAACUGGACGUAGCGCAUGGAAUCGAUUUGCUGCAAUAUGUUGUGCUGCUCCUGAAAGUGCCAUUAUUGUCAAAGAAAAGAAACAUUUACUGAGUGACAAUGGUAACACAGGAGUCGACGGAGCAGCAACUGGUGGUAUGACUGCGACAAGUCUACAAUCACUACAAACUCAAUCACGUUUAAUCAAACCACCUUUAUCAGUAACCAGUUUCCCUGUAGGACAUAAUCAUAGAUUGGAUUUGACAGAUCAAAUCGGAGCAUCCGGUAUCUCUACUAUACGUAUUGAUCAACCAAUAAUGGAUGAUUUAAGCGCUCGUCAAAAUGUCUACAAUAUGGAAGGUAUGAAAGUUGAUUGUGUUGUUAUUACAAAGAAUAGUAAAUAUGUUGUUACUGGAUCUGGCAUGGGACCACCACAAGUUUGGGAUACUCAGUCUGGUGAUUUAUGUAAAAUUAUGGAUGGUCAAGAAUUUGGUUGUACUGAUUUACACUUAGCAUGUGAUGAUUCUGUACUGGUAUCUCAAGUAGUGGAUGAUAUCACUGGAUUAGAUACGUUAAAUGAACCAAGUGAAAUUCGUGUAAAACGUUUACAGUUAUGGGAUUUCGCUACAGGACGACAACUUGAAAUGCCUACAGAAAUUAUGUGUACAGCAACUUGCAUAACACGUUCUAGUGAAUAUGUUAUAGUGGCACAAGUCACUCAAGAAGGACCAGCAAUAUUAGUAUGGAAUUUAACUGGUAAUCAAUCAGAUCAUAUCAUACCAUAUUAUCCAGUGAAUCCAUUAUUAAAAGAUUCUGUGACAUAUUUAAAUAUUUCAUUGGAUGAUCGCUUAGUUGUGGCUGGUUUAAAUAAUCCAACUGAUGAAUUGGCCUAUUUUAUGGUGUUUGAUUUAACUGCCAGUUAUGUGGGUAUACAUCAGCCAAAAUUAAUCACAUUCAAUGCUAAGGCUGAGGCUACUGAAAUUAUUGGAAAUGAUGAAGCUGUAACAGGUACACGUCGUGGUGAAUUAUUUGUAUGGAAUUUAUUAACUGGACGUGUAAUGCGUCAGAUACAAAUUAGUGCCACAUUAGAAGGUGGUAAUCUGACAAUGUUACCACCACAUACUGAAACAAUACAUUGUAUUAAAUUAUCUGCUGAUGGACAUUAUUUAGUUACUGGUUCACAAGAUCAAACAGCUAGAAUAUGGACAAUGCCUGAUGAACGUUUAUUACAUACUUUAGAAGGACAUGCUGAUGAUGUACUCAGUGUAGCAAUCUCAUUAGAUUCAGAAGUAGUUGUCACUGGUAGUUGGGAUGGUUCAAUUCGUGUAUGGCGUAUACGUGAUGGUAAUCAAAUGUGUUGGUUCACUUCAAAUAUUGAAAUAUUACAAGUGAAAAUCAGUAAUGAUAAACGUGCUCUAGUAGCAUUAGGCGAAAGAAGUGGACAUCGUAAAUUAAUUAUGUUACAAGUGUUGCGUAAUCGAACAAGAACAACAACUAAUCUACGUACUGCUGGUUCACGUAUCACUUCAUCAUUAUCACCUCCAACACCAGGUUAUUCACCAUCAUCUCCUGUUAUUAUGGCAUAGUUGAAGAAAAGAAAAAGAAGAAAUUAAUUUAUCAAUUAAUAUUUUUAUUUAUACAAAUCAAUAAUUCAAUUUCAAUGAUCAUUGAGUCUCUUCACAACAUACAUCAUUACUGUAUUCUUAUUGGCUUUUCUUCAACAUUAAAUACACAUACUGUUUCACCAUUCUGAUUGAUCUCAAUUCAUCUAGGGAGUUAUAUUUUGUAAAAGAUUGAACAAGCCAACAGUACAAAUAUUAUCAUUCGUCUUCCUAUUACUAUUAUUAUUAGCACUAUUCAUGUUUAAAAUAUCAACGUCGGUAUACAAUACAAUGUCGUUCUAGUUGUAUAUUUAAGUCUGAUUAAUAUAUACAGCCUAUAAAUAAUCACAGCAAAACGGAAUAACGAUCAAUCAUUGUUUUUAAAACAAAUGAGUUUCAAUGUUCAAUUUUCAUUGAAUCAUUUAUUCAUUUAUCCUAUUUAUUCAUUUAUACAAAAUAUC
Schistosoma turkestanicum is the source of this 8579-nucleotide messenger RNA. The record is from the annotation of a GenBank genome assembly. Lineage: Eukaryota; Metazoa; Platyhelminthes; Trematoda; Strigeidida; Schistosomatidae.